AUGGACGAUGUCUUUGCAUCUCCAAGUUCUCCCCAGCCUAGCCAGGACGCCUAUGGGUUCGACACUCGCCAUCAUGACAGCAGCCAAGAAAGAGGAAACCUUGUUCUGUCUCAUGGACCAAUAACAAGUUCUUGCAGCUCGGGACCAAAGCAAGGACAGUGCUUCAAGCAUAGUGCAGAGAAGAGGUCAAGCACUGAUAAGCGCAUGCCGGCCAACUUACCCUUGCUCGGGGAAUGCGCAAAGCCUGAAGAAGGAUUCACAAGACAGACAGAGAGGGACAGUGAUCGGGACCGUAAUGAGAGGGCAAGUUCUGAUUCUGGGGCGACCGCGACACCCGACCUCCGUUCGCCGCCUGGUGGCUCUGCUGGGCAAGAAAUUCCGAGCUUGAUGGGUGGCCUUCGGCAUCGUCGUGGAACCACGCUAUGCCAACCGUCGCAAACAAAGGAUCCGGAGCCAGAGCCUUGGCCACUCCUGAGGAGAGUCGAACUUUCCGAGACGGACUCACGCCCUCGCACCCCGGAUCCAGUUCCAUGGAGCCGCAGUACGCUGCGAAAGGUAGCCAGUCCUACGGAGAACCCACGCAAGACCGGUUUGGCUCCCUCACCAGCGAAUUGGCGACAAUCUCUUAGAAGACCAGAGUCACGGAAUGAAGCCAUAGAAGCUGUCGCCGCAACCCCUGCAACCCCUGCCUCCGAAUGGCGGCGAAACUUGGCCCCAAGUCAGAAGACCCCGUUCACUCCGAGGGGUCGGGCCAAUGUUUGCUCAUUCUGCGAUCCAAGCACGGCAUCGUCACCUCCAGGAUUUGGCAGGUUGACGACAACAUGCAGUCAUGUAAACACGCUCCAGACUCAUGAGCAGGUUAGGGACGAAUUGCCCAACGAACCCGUAACGCCGACGCGGGUGCGAGUCCGUCAGGUUGAACAAGACCUGGCCAUGAAACGAGCCGAAGAGCUGGAAGACGAGGCAAGAGAAGGGGAGGGAGCUUUUGGUGAUCCAGAGGCGCCGGACAUGGCCAAGAAUGACAGCCACAACUGCGCUUGGAGGGACAGAUACAUGGACCUCAACACGGAGCUGGAAAAGUGGAAGAACGAGGUGAUUUCGUAUGAUCUGGAGCAGGACCAGGCUGAAGGAGGGGAAUUCACGGCCAGGAACAAAGAGGACACCGCAGAUGCUACGGAAAUGAGGUCGGCCGACGAGGUGGGCAUUGAAGGCCUCACUAUUGUGGUUCACAUGCGCUACAGGGACGACCUGGUGAUCAACACGGACUUGAAGGACCGCGAGACGGCGGCUGGUCGGGCAGGACCCAAAACCUGA
Purpureocillium lilacinum is the source of this 1314-nucleotide messenger RNA. Lineage: Eukaryota; Fungi; Ascomycota; Sordariomycetes; Hypocreales; Ophiocordycipitaceae. The record is from RefSeq and is a predicted model, not a curated record.